Molecule: messenger RNA, 1548 nt
Organism: Rotaria sp. Silwood2
Lineage: Eukaryota; Metazoa; Rotifera; Eurotatoria; Philodinida; Philodinidae
Source: the annotation of a GenBank genome assembly
AUGCCAACUGAAUUACGUGAACCUUCGCCACAACUUCCACCUGAUUUUAAUAUAGCUACAACUACAGCACUGGCAAUAACAAAUACAAAUGUUCCAUCAGAUGCAUUACCACAGCGUGAAAGAUUUGUUCAAAAUAAUACUACUCAACCUUUCACAGUUACUAGAAAUAAUCAAAAUAAACAGCAGCAACAAAAUCAACGAGAACGUAAAACUACGUCUUCAUUUAGAUGUCGACAACGUCGUAAUAAUCGAUUUGCUAUGUUAGCUGAUGAAAAUGAUGAUAAUCUAUCUGAUGUGGAAGCCGAAGUUAAAGAUGAAUUAAUGCCAUUAAAUAUAAAUAUGAACUCAAAAAGAGUUAAGUCUUUUAAAAAGACUCGACGAUAUCUUGAACCAACUCAUAUAUUGAAAUGGUUAGAAGAUCAUUCGAGAAAUUCUAAAAAUGCUAUAAGUGGUCGUGGAAAUCAAGCAUUUUGGCAAGCUUACCUUAAAAUGGGUACAGAACAAAAACAUUGGGCUAAAGAAGUUAUUCGACGUACAAAACGACGUGAUAAUUUAAUUAAUACUCGAUUUGUACAGAAGAAAAUUAAUCGUUUAACAACUAAUAUUGCUAGAGCAUGCGCUACUAUAUUAGAACUUCAAAUCAAAUUAUCGACUUAUUGGAUGCAAACAACUUCUGAAACUGCAAAUCAGAGAUUAGCUCAAACAACAGCUAAUAUAGUAGCUAAAAAAGUAACAGUUGAAAGAGCACGUCCAACAGUAGCUACAGGACCUGUAGGAACUGAUACAGAAGAUGAAAUAGCUACAGGAAUUACAGAAAGAGCUCCGACUGCUACUACUACGACUACUAAAAAUUAUGCUCGAGAACCAGUUGAACGUAUUGAAAAGCUUAUAUUAGAAUAUAUCCAUUUUUGUACACAACAUGUUAAAAUAUUAGCCCAAUCCCGAAUACAAUUAGCUAAAGUUCAAAUGGAUGAAUUUAAAGCAUUAGAAGAUUUUGAGCAAAUAGCUAGUCCAGCCCAAUGGAAUAUUCAUCUAAUAUUAAAACCUAAAAUUAAGAAUUGGUCUACAAAAAACAAAAAUUAUCAAAUUUUAGCAAAACGUGUUGAAUUAGAUUUGCCUCCAAAAAUUAUUGAAAAAGAUGACUUUUCUUUCAAAAUUGAUGAAUCAAUUAUAAGUCAAGAUGAAGCUCAAGUUACAUAUAAUCAAAUGCGUCAAAUCACAAAAGAUUUUCGCACUCAAGCAAUGACAUUAUAUGUUCAAUCAACUGCACGAGAAAAUGAAGUCUUAUUAAAUGAAAUUAAAUGUAUUGUUGAUAGAUUUCCUCAAGAAAAUGAUGAUGAAUUUGAUGCUGAACCUGGCUAUGCAGCUUUUAAACAAUAUCACGAAACACGAGAAAAAAGAAUAAAAAUAGAAAUUGAACAAUCUCUUCAUUUUUUAUUCGAACAGCAAGUCGAAGGCGAUACCAACAACCAGCAAAUUCAAGAAGAAGAAAUAAUCGCUCCGACUGUAAUACGUUCGCUGGGCGAGGAUUUCUUGCUCCAGCAAUAA